AUGGGGAUCCGAGAGUUUCCCGGCGGCGCACCCAGGGGCAAAAGCAUCGCCGUUGGCAUGAGGAGGUCACCGGACGUCAGCCCCCGGAGACUGUCCGACAUCAGCCCCCAGCUCCGGCAGCUCAAGUACCUGGUGGUGGACGAGGCUAUUAAGGAGGAUCUGAAAUGGUCGCGCUCAGUGGAGGAUCUCACCAGCGGGCCCGUGGGGCUCACGUCCAUCGAGGAGCGGAUCCUGCGCAUCACCGGCUACUACGGCUACCAGCCCUGGGCAGCGAGCUACAGAAGGGAGGAGCGCCCCCGGGACUCCCCGGGCCCGGCGGAGGCCCCGGCGCCGGCUGGGGCGGAGGCCGGCGGCAGAACGAGCCACCAUUGCUGGAGAUGCUCCCGGGCGCAGCUCAAGAAGAUGUUCUGGGGCGUGGCGGUGGUGCUGUGUGUGUGCUCCUCCUGGGCAGGCUCCACACAGCUCGCCAAGCUGACCUUCAGGAAGUUCGAUGCUCCUUUCACCCUGACGUGGUUUGCCACCAACUGGAACUUUCUGUUCUUCCCCUUGUACUACGUGGGGCACGUCUGCAAGUCGGAGGAGAAGCAGUCUGUGAGGCAGAGAUACAGGGAGUGCUGUCGAUUUUUUGGAGACAAUGGCUUGACUUUGAAGGUGUUUUUUACCAAGGCAGCACCCUUUGGUGUUCUUUGGACACUCACAAACUACCUGUACUUACAUGCAAUAAAGAAAGUAAACACUACGGAUGUCUCCGUGUUGUUCUGCUGCAACAAAGCUUUUGUGUUCUUGCUCUCAUGGAUCGUUCUCAGGGACAGGUUCAUGGGAGUGAGGAUUGUGGCCGCCAUUCUCGCCAUUGCUGGGAUCGUGAUGAUGACCUAUGCCGAUGGCUUCCACAGCCACUCUGUCAUCGGCAUAGCGCUGGUGGUGGGCUCUGCGUCCAUGUCUGCCCUUUACAAGGUUCUGUUCAAGCUCCUCCUGGGCAGUGCUAAGUUCGGAGAAGCCGCCUUAUUUUUGUCCAUUUUGGGUGUGUUUAACAUCCUCUUCAUCACCUGUAUUCCCGUCAUCCUCUACUUUACCAAAGUGGAAUACUGGAGCUCUUUCGAUGACAUUCCAUGGGGAAACCUUUGUGGAUUUUCAGUCCUCUUAUUGACAUUCAAUAUUGUAUUAAAUUUUGGAAUCGCCGUUACGUAUCCCACUCUGAUGUCUGUUGGAAUCGUCCUCAGUGUACCUGUGAAUGCAGUGGUUGAUCACUACACCAGUAAGAUAGUCUUCAACGGGGUCCGGGUCAUCGCCAUCAUCAUCAUCGGCCUGGGCUUCCUCCUCCUGCUCUUGCCGGAGGAGUGGGACGUCUGGUUGAUCAAGCUGCUCACCCGCCUCAAAGUCAGGAAGAAGGAGGAGACGGCGGAGGGCGGUGCAGACCUGGGUUCGGGACCUCAGAGCAAGAACAGAAGAGCCCGCCCUUCCUUCGCGCGCUGA
This is a messenger RNA of Neomonachus schauinslandi (Hawaiian monk seal), 1473 nucleotides long. It is a transcript of the gene SLC35F3, whose product is annotated as solute carrier family 35 member F3. Gene Ontology annotation, biological process: thiamine transport. Lineage: Eukaryota; Metazoa; Chordata; Mammalia; Carnivora; Phocidae. The transcript is spliced from 8 exons. The record is from RefSeq and is a predicted model, not a curated record. The coding region runs from base 1 to 1473 and encodes 490 amino acids. Gene Ontology annotation, cellular component: membrane.